This is a messenger RNA of Thyridium curvatum, 297 nucleotides long. RefSeq lists its product as uncharacterized. The record is from RefSeq and is a predicted model, not a curated record. The transcript has 2 exons. Bases 1 to 297 code for a protein of 98 amino acids. NCBI's taxonomy places the organism in Eukaryota, Fungi, Ascomycota, Sordariomycetes, Thyridiales, Thyridiaceae.
AUGAACGGUCCCUUAGCGAUCCCUGAUACGACAACAUACCUCAAGGCCACUGCCGAGAGCAUUAAGACUCCUAAGCCUCUUGUCUAUAAACAACCCGACAUAAUACCAACACAUACACCCAAGGCUACUGAAGAGAUGCCAUCCUUCCUCAUUCCUAUGGUAUCCAAAAAGGAGAAUGGGCGGUUCUUUGGCAAAGUCAAAGAGUUCACCUUCUACAAGCCCGAUCUGGACAAACUGCACAAGGCUGCCAAGAGAAUCGACUACACCAGCAACUACAGCCUUCUGGGCUUGGUGUAG